AUGAGCAGAGACAGGACAGACUGGGUGACAGACUGGGUGACAGACUGGGUGACAGACUGGGUGACAGACUGGGUGACAGACUGGGUGACAGACUGGGUGACAGACUGGGUGACAGACUGGGUGACAGACUGGGUGACAGACUGGGUGACAGACUGGGUGACAGACUGGGUGACAGACUGGGUGACAGCAGCUGACGAUCUAAUCAAACAGAAGACUGCAUUUAUUCUGAGGCAAUAUUACAGACUACCAGAGGGGACACUGGAGCUGGCCAAAAUCAGCAAAGUGUUGAUGGCCAUGGAGCAGGGAAGAGUGACGGAAUUCAAAGGAAAGAGCCUCGACCAGAUACAAAUUGAGCCUGAAGGGAGAGCAGUAGAGAUCCUCUCACAAACGGACGGGCUAAAAGAAACUUCAAGCGGAGAACCUUCAACCAUUCAUCCAGAUGCACCCCAUGGUAGUGGCAGUGCCCCUUCUGAACGUUAG
This is a messenger RNA of Knipowitschia caucasica, 480 nucleotides long. Lineage: Eukaryota; Metazoa; Chordata; Actinopteri; Gobiiformes; Gobiidae. The record is from the annotation of a GenBank genome assembly.